AUGAGUGAGUGUCCGUCGAUAUCGCCGCUGACGCCUCACAUUCCGCGACCACCGUCGAUAUCGUCGUUCCCACAAGUUGGUUUCUCAAAUGUUGGAUUCGAAGCUGAGGUUCUUCCUUCAAAGAUACUUGUGAACCGCUUUAACCAUCUUGAGUCCAUCUUGGUCCACCAAACUCUUCAGUUGAGUAAAGAGUUCUCUAGAAAUGUUGUAAACUAUGUCAAAAGAAUCCUCAAGGGGUUUAAUGGUCUGGAUUCUUUCUCUUGGGGAUGUCUUGUUCGGUUCUUGAGCCAGCAUAGGAAGUUUAAAGAAACGGUUGCCGUGUACAUCGAAAUGCACAACUCGGAGUUUCUCCAAACAGGUCUGGUGGGUUUGUAUUCAAGACUCGGUUACAUUGAGAUGGCAAAGAGGGCGUUUGAUGAUAUUGCUGAGAAGAACACAGUUUCGUGGAACUCGCUUUUACAGGGGUAUUUGGAAAGUGGGAAUCUGGAUGAAGCUCGUAGAGUCUUUGACAAGAUUCCAGAGAAAGAUGUUGUGCUAUGGAAUCUGAUAAUCUCGAGCUAUGCCAAAAAAAGGUGA
Molecule: messenger RNA, 576 nt
Organism: Camelina sativa (false flax)
Lineage: Eukaryota; Viridiplantae; Streptophyta; Magnoliopsida; Brassicales; Brassicaceae
Source: RefSeq, a predicted model, not a curated record